AUUACAUGUGAGAUCCACAAAAAAAGUUGAUUGAAUUAAUAUAGUAGAGAUCAUGGAGAGUAACAGUAGAAGUAGUAGUAAUAAUGAGGAUAUGAGUUUGCCGAUUGCAAAUGUGGGAAGAAUAAUGAAGCAGGUGGUGCCAGGAAGUGGAAAGAUCUCAAAAGAAGGGAAGCAGUUAAUGCAAGAGUGCGUGACAGAGUUCAUAAGCUUUGUGACGGGUGAGGCCUCUGCCAAGUGUCACAAGGAGAAUCGAAAGACCGUUAACGGCGACGACAUCUGCUGGGCGCUUUCUUCCUUAGGGUUUGACAACUACGCCGAGGCCAUCUCCAGGUAAUUUCUGACUGAAAUUGAGGGACUUGAGCAAAACUCUGAAAAAGGCUGACAAAAG
Arachis stenosperma is the source of this 388-nucleotide messenger RNA. Its product is annotated as nuclear transcription factor Y subunit B-4-like. Gene Ontology annotation, molecular function: DNA-binding transcription activator activity, RNA polymerase II-specific; protein heterodimerization activity; RNA polymerase II cis-regulatory region sequence-specific DNA binding. Bases 53 to 334 code for a protein of 93 amino acids. Gene Ontology annotation, cellular component: CCAAT-binding factor complex. Gene Ontology annotation, biological process: regulation of transcription by RNA polymerase II. The record is from RefSeq and is a predicted model, not a curated record. The transcript is spliced from 2 exons. Lineage: Eukaryota; Viridiplantae; Streptophyta; Magnoliopsida; Fabales; Fabaceae.